AUGGGGCCAGAUGUGCCCCUUCUUAAUGAGUACAAGCAAGAGUUCUUCUGGAAACGCUUCCCCCAGACGGUGUUGGGUGGUCCACGAUUCAAGUUGGGCUACUGUGCUCCACCUUACGUGUAUGUCAACCAGGUUGUUCUGUUCCUAGCACCAUGGCUGUUUGGAGGGAUCAGCACUCUGCUUUGCCAGCUGCAGCUGCUUCAAGAGCUUCAUGCUGCAGUUUUGUCUGGACUGCUCAUGUUUGGUGUGGCAGUGGGUGUCCAGGCCCUGGCAUUGUAUGCAGUUAAUAAGAAUGCCACAGUCGAGAGGCUGGGAGUUAACAACAUUUUGGUUGAUGAAGAGGAGGUGGAGUUCACCCACUGUAUCAGCCUUGAGACUGUGCAUUUCAUAGCACCUGGAAAGAGAUUUGGUCUGAAUAUUGUGCUGCAUACUGUUCUUGCUGGGAUGCUGUGUGGAUUUGGCACAUGCUGGGUGACACUGUGUAUUGCUGAGUAUUCCCUCAUUGUUAACACCGCUACAGAGACUGCUACCUUCCAAACACAGGACACCUUUGAAAUCACCCCACUCACCCGGCCUUUUUUCAUAUUCAUCUUUAUCUCUGUAGAUUUGGCAGAAAGGUUUUCUGAAGCUGUUCCAGAGCUUCACCUGGUCAGCCAGAUUCUGCAUGUGGUGUUCAUCUUUCUACCUCUUAUGUGGGCCCUGGGAAUGCUGCCGCCCCUGGAUGCUCUCCUUCUUUGGGCCAUGGAGCAGAUUCUUGUGUUUGGUUUAGGUGGCUCCCCCAUGUCCAGCAACCUCAGGUUGCUGCUGAUGUUUGGUGUGUCCUCUGGAGUGGCUGUAUGUCGUGGGGGGUCCCCAGCACCGCCACCCCCUCAGAGUUCAUUUGGCUGGACUCUUGGCUGCAGAGAGAUCCUGUUGUACCUGGCCCUGUUACUGGGGGCAGGUGUUGAGGCUGGCCUGCUUCAUUACUUUAUGGGAAAAGUACAGUUCUUGGGUUUUGUUAAUGGACCACAGGGCAUGGUUGGAUAUCUCCUCCUUGUUGUCUUCGGCCUCAGCUGGGUGCUACGAGAGGUGCAGGGGGCAUAUGUGUUUGGAGGAUUGUUCCUCAACCCUUUUUACCCUAAAGGGAUGUCCAAUAUUCAGACUUUUAAGCUGCGCAUCAAGGGACUCCACAUAGCUGCAGCACUCAGGAGAUUUCUUAUCUAUCUCGUGUCUCCUUUGGCAAUGAUCGCGUUUCUAGCCAUGGAUGAAUCUUUGAUAAAGCUACACACGGCUUCACAUUCCAUUGGGUUAACAAGAGCUUUUAGAGCGGUGUGGCAAAGCACAGAGGAGGCUAUCUUUCACAUUGUUGUGGUCAUUUUGCUGCGGCUUGUAGCUGGAAACAAAAUCCUGCAAGGAUGGGACAACUUUGGGAUAGGCAUCCAGCUCCUGCUGGUUGGUCUUCUGGUAGACAGACUGAGUCAGUUCAUCUACAAACUCAAGUUUAGUCUGACUGUUCUCAUCACCUCAUGGACAGAGAAAAAGCAGCGGCGGCAGUCUGCUGGGACACUAUUGGCUCUGAAUGCCACACUGUGGCCUCUGCUGUUGGGAGUAAUGACCCUCUCAGCCCUCCUGUCAGCUCCCUUGCUGCCUCUCUUCACUCUCCCCAUCUUCCUUGUGGGAUUUCCUCGGCCACAGCGCAUUUGGCCUGGGCCUGUGGGCACGGCCUGCCCCUGUCCUGACUCUGUGUUUUACCAACAGAUGAUUUCAAGUUUAGCUUCUGCUCUGAGAAAGGCCUUUGCAAGAGGAUCACUAGGUUCCUUGGCUCCAGGCUCUCAUUUCCUUGGUCGCUUUCAGGAUCGCAUGGUUUGGAUUAUGAUCCUGGAACGUGGCUAUGGCUACUGUACAGUGAAUAUAAAGGGUCUGGAGCUGCAGGAGACUUCCUGUCACACCGUGGAGGCUCGCAGAGUCGAUGAGGUGUUUGAAAAUGCAUUUGAGCGUCCAGAGAAUCUGGGAUUGACCCGAGGCUUCAACCUGCACUGGGGGAAUGCUCUUACUCCAUGUACUGCUUUGUCCCUCCGGGUUUAUUCUGAUGCCAGGAAUGUUCUCUCUGGCAUCAUUGAUUCUCAUGACAAUCUGAAGAAACUUCAGAAUGAUUUUCUCAAAGCUCUGGUGUGGCUGCUACUCCGUUACUGCAUCCAAAAACACAAGGGCUUCUUCUGGAGUUUUGAUAACGGAUCAGGGAUGGGAGGUAGAAGGUCCCAGUCCUCUCAGCUCCCUCACACCACCUGUGUCCAGCCUGUAACUGAGCCUGCCCUUCAGUCCAACAUGUCUUCGUUGAAGUUCAGGCAGGAUAGCUCCAGCAUGACAUCGUUUGGGGAAUGGUCUGAUGAGGAGGAUUUGUUUGGCCCUCACACAGUCAAGAGAACUGUAGCUUUAGUGAGCGCAGAGGCCCACUGUGGGUCAGCAGCGCUGCAGCAGGGAGCCUCUCUACCCGGUUCUGUUGAAAUGGACAGUUUGUUUGAGAACAUGGCUAUGUCUGCAUUGCAGCCACUGCAGCCUCUGGGGCUGGGCAUCGGGCUGCCUGCUGCAGAUAAAGGGCCACAGAGAGAGAGGGUGAGCACUCUGCCUCCCCUGAACUUCAGCUGCCCUCAGUCUGAGGUCUUUAACCUGCCUAGUGGCUGGAGGACGGCUCCUUUACUACCCUCUCGUUUGUUGCAGCUGAAGCCUCUCUUUCCAGAGGACUGGUUCAGGUUUGCACUCGGCCGCUUUGGGCCUACAGUCCAAAGUGACAACACAGAGGACAUGACGAAAGCUCUGAAAGAGGACGAGGCAUUGAAAGAGCUACAUUGUCGUGUGACUAUGUCCUGUCUGGUUUCUAUGGGAGCUGAAUCCCCCUUCACCAGCCCCAGUUAUGUCUAUAGGUUAUUCUGCGGAGAUAUACCCUGGUCAGACACUUUGGACUGGCUUUCUUGCUGUAAAGAGCUGUAUCAGAUCGCACAACAAGCUUUCAGGUUCAGUUUUAAACUGCUGUUUGACCAAGCCAGCUUUGGGCCUAUGGAGUCUCCAGAAGAACUGUUCAGCGCAUUGGAGGAAUACGAGCGGGACUGGUACAUCGGAUUGGUGACCGAAAAAGGCUGGCAUGACAGCAUCCUGAGGGAGAAGCCUUUCCUUUUCUCACUGGGACAUGAUCUUUCAAUGGGCACGUACACAGGACGGGUCUUAUCCCUGCAGGAGCAACUGAUGCAGGUGGGCCGUCUAAAUGGGGAAGGGGUCCGGGGACAGUGGGCCAACCUGUCCUGGGAGCUUCUCUAUGCCACAAAUGACGACGAGGAGCGCUACAGCAUCCAGGCGCAUCCUUACCUCCUCAGGAACCUGACCGUGCAGGCUGCAGACCCUCCUCUAGGAUACCCCAUCUAUUCCUCUGUCCCACUACAUUUCCCCAGCCUCUGA
Molecule: messenger RNA, 3429 nt
Organism: Knipowitschia caucasica
Lineage: Eukaryota; Metazoa; Chordata; Actinopteri; Gobiiformes; Gobiidae
Source: the annotation of a GenBank genome assembly